Messenger RNA from Brassica napus (rape), 2742 nucleotides. Its product is annotated as ras-related protein RABA4d. NCBI's taxonomy places the organism in Eukaryota, Viridiplantae, Streptophyta, Magnoliopsida, Brassicales, Brassicaceae. The record is from RefSeq and is a predicted model, not a curated record. The transcript is spliced from 2 exons. Gene Ontology annotation, molecular function: GTP binding; GTPase activity. Gene Ontology annotation, cellular component: endosome. The coding region runs from base 906 to 1574 and encodes 222 amino acids.
UUAUUUUGUAAAUUUCCUAAAUUUAACCGAAAUUGGUUUGAUGUGACCAAAUAAAUAAACCGAGGUUGAUUUGGUAUUUGAUUUCAUGAUGUGGAAACUAGUCUCUUUACAAAUUAACGGUUCAUUCAUUGGUUUUGCUUUCGCUUUUUUUUUAUUUGGUUAAUUUGAAUUGAACACUGGCGGAUGAGAUCGUUUGUUUGAGCGAAGCCCCCUACUUUUUGGCCCUGUAUUGAACUGUGGCGGAUGAGAUCUCGGCCACGAUUGAUUCUCUCCGAGAUUAGGCUUAAUUGGGAGGAUAGGCGGUCGCGGUGAAGAUGGUGUGGAGUCGAAGUGCUCCGGGGUGGUUUCGGUGUACCGGUGGGUGGUUCUCCGGUGAUAGUCGAGGCAGAAGUGAUGCGGCGGUUCGCGAUGGAACGCGGCCGACAUCAUUUUGCUCUCUUGGGCCUAGGGCCGUUCUUGGGCUUGCGGUUUGUUAGUGGUUUGUUAGUGGGCCGUAUUUGAUGUGGGCCUUGUAAUUGUGAUGGGCUUUGGGCCUUUAUUAAAUAAACUUUGUCGGAAAAAAAAGAAUUGAACACUUCUAAUAAUCGGUUCAGAUAAAGACCACCGGUUAGGGGAUUGAACGGUGACCAAGAGGCUAUAUGUAAAAUAAACGGCCGAGAUGAAUGCAGUCUAGGGUAAGAUCUGUGAUCCACGGCACAUAGGAACAAGAGUAACUGGGUCCCGCAUGGGCCGUUAAUCCUCUGUUUCUCUCAUUCUCAUCUCUCUCUCUCUCUCGCGAUUCCAUUUUUGAUCUGAGUUUCUUUUCUGUUCAUGCUACAUUCCGUUGAUUACACGAAUCCGAGACUCUUUCAGACGAUCGUGAUCUGGAAUAUUAUCUCGUGUCCGUUUUUUUUUUGGUUUUAAGGAUGUCUAAUUUGUAUGGAGAUUACAACCAAAAGAUCGAUUACGUGUUUAAAGUCGUCUUGAUCGGUGACUCCGCGGUCGGAAAAACACAGCUGCUUGCUCGGUUCGCUAGGAAUGAGUUUAGUGUCGAUUCUAAAGCCACCAUCGGUGUUGAGUUCCAGACUAAAACGCUCGUUAUCGAUAACAAAACCGUCAAAGCUCAGAUUUGGGAUACUGCUGGCCAAGAAAGGUACCGGGCGGUGACAAGCGCAUACUACCGUGGAGCUGUUGGGGCAAUGUUGGUCUACGACAUGACCAAACGUCAAUCAUUUGAUCACAUGGCUAAAUGGCUAGAAGAGUUAAGAGGGCACGCGGACAAAAACAUAGUGAUUAUGCUAAUCGGAAACAAAUGCGAUCUCGGAAGCCUUAGAGCAGUGCCAACAGAAGACGCACAAGAGUUUGCACAAAGAGAAAAUUUGUUCUUCAUGGAAACCUCCGCUCUCGAAGCUACCAAUGUUGAAACUGCGUUUUUGACCAUCUUAACAGAGAUUUAUCGUAUAAUCAGCAAGAAAUCACUGACGGCUGAUGAUGAUGACGCCGAUGGGAACUCGAGUCUCUUGAAGGGGACUAGGAUUAUUAUUCCGAGCGAGGAAGAGAGUGGGAAGAGAGGUGGAUGUUGCGGCAAAACGUAACAAAACGUAACUCCAAAAGCAAAGGACAAAAGAUUGUAUUCUUUUUUUGUUUGGUUUUUGUUGUGUCUUUUCGUUGUUUUUUGUUCAUGUUAGGCCAUUUGUUCUUGAAACGAAACAAUAAGCCAAGGUUUACUAGAGAAAGAAGAGUUAUGACUUAUGAGGGUGAAACCAAGAGCCCCACUUUCUUACAUACCACUAUGAUCAAGGAGGCCAACAUUUUGAUAUUGUGAUUGUGUUUUAACUUUUAGAAAAAAAUGAGACUAUGUGAAUAUUUUCUUGUUUCAUUAUCUAUGGGGUUGUUAUUAGGCACAAACUAGUGAAACAUUAGUUUUUAUAUAAUUUUCAAAAUUAAUAUACACUAGACGUUAAGUUAAUGCCAUCCAAGCCAACAUUAGAUAUGGUACAUUAUGAGCCAACUUUUCAUUUUUCAAGUGUUCGAUCAUAACUUUAGUUGUGCAUCUAGGAUGAAUGCAUUAUUGUGACUCUGAUUAUUAUACUGGGUAUGUUACAAAUUAGGUUGACGCAGUGGGCCAGUGCCCAAUGUACGGGGUCAAACUAUUAAAUAGAGAAUCAAAAGUAGUUCUGACAUAGUUUCAUGUACAACCUCUCUUCUUCUUUUAUUGCCCUCGAAUUUGCAGCGCAGAAUAUUACAAAUGACUCUUGAUGAAGCCACAGAGCGGAUGAGAACUGUUCUUUUCACCACAUUUCUGCUGCACGAUGAUGAGUUUCACAGGAGUGGAAAGAGUUAAACGAGAACACAACUUCUUUGUAACAUAAAGGGACGUGGUAUUUGUGUAAGAUAUACUCGUGUUGUAUCAUUUGUUUUGAUUUUAGGAAUAAGAUUCGUUUGGCUAUCGAAAGUGGUGGGCUCUACUAAUACUUAUUUGUCUGCCCAUUGUAUUACUUGUAUUAUUGUUUUUGUCUCGAUUCACAACAAAGACUGUCGCACACUCAUUGGAUUCCGUUGUCAUGUCAUAAUCAUUAGAUGUUUAACACGUUUUUUUCGUUCUUUGCGAAUAAUGUCAUGUAAUUUGUAUUAAUCUUGGGGUAAAGAUACAUUCUUAUAGGUUAUAUACUGUUUUUUGACCCAAAAAAAAAAAGAGGCUAUAUACUGUUUAAAUACUUAUCGUUUGCAUUGCAUGUACAUGAAAUGAUUGCAGCAUCGCAA